Messenger RNA from Penicillium nucicola, 873 nucleotides. Its product is annotated as polyamine acetyltransferase. Gene Ontology annotation, cellular component: cytoplasm. Lineage: Eukaryota; Fungi; Ascomycota; Eurotiomycetes; Eurotiales; Aspergillaceae. The transcript is spliced from 3 exons. The record is from RefSeq and is a predicted model, not a curated record. The coding region runs from base 1 to 873 and encodes 290 amino acids. Gene Ontology annotation, molecular function: aralkylamine N-acetyltransferase activity.
AUGUCCGACCAAAGCGAGUACCCUUCCGAGUCCAUUGGAUCCGACAAUGGACUGCGGCCACUCUCCAAUGUGGACGAUUUGUCCCUCGGAAACCCCAGCAACAACGAUUUGUCCCGCAUCAUGAACCGUGCUGGUAUUGCAUUGGCCAAUGGAUUCCCUCUCGAUGACGAUGAGGACGAAGAGGACGUGGAGGAGGAGUACGUCUCCGUCGACCAAGAUGACGCCAAUGAUUUCCCAUACUGGUUCCGUCGCCCGCCUACCCACCACCGCACUAAGCUCGAUGAGCUGCACCCAUUUGUUCAGUUGCUGUCUGCCUCAAACGUAGAAGACUGUAUCAAGGUGGAGAAUGCUUUCCCGGAGCCGGAGCGUUGCUCGCAUGACAAGUUCAUUUACCGUCUCACCAGAUGCCCGGAGCUCAGCCUGGGUCUCUUCACUCUCCCCCUUCUCGCAGAGGGCGAGGCCAAGCCCCGCCCAACGCUUGUCGGACAUAUCAUCGCCACUCGCACUUCAGAACCGCUUGUGACAGAUCGAGCCAUGCGCCUUCCAGCCAACUGGCAAAAUGAGCGUUGGUCCUUUGAGAACGACCAGGCUGUUGGCCACGAAGAAGGUGGCAGCACCAUUGCCAUCCACUCCCUCGCUGUCGAGCCAGAGCACCAGGGCAAGCAAGUCGGAAGCACCUUGAUGAAGUCUUAUAUUCACCGCAUUCGGGAAGCUCAGAUUGCUGAUCGUAUUGCGAUUAUUGCACACGAUCACCUGGUUCCAUUCUAUGAGUCGUUUGGAUUUGAGUCCCACGGCCCCAGCAAGUGUCAAUUCGGUGGCGGUGGCUGGGUUGAUUUGGUCUUGGAGUUUGGCCCUGAGCCCCCACAGGAGUAG